AUGUCCGAAAUUCGUGCGUUACGAUCGGUUGGUCUGUGUGACCAUUGGUCAUGUGAACAGACCACACGAGUACUAGUGUACGGACAAAUACUUGUUCCUAAGCGCACCCAUUGGGGAAUUGUGGGUGGACCGGCUGUACUAGAAGGCAAUGAGGCGCGGAACUCACUUUGCGAGAAUGCAGAUUCAAAAAGAAACGUGAAAAUUCAGAUGCGUCCAACGUGCGUUGGUGGAGUAGUGGUUACACGCUCGCUUCGCAUGUCAGAUGUCCGGGGUUCGAAACCAGGCACGGCCACUGGAUAUGCACUGCUGAUGAGCUCUAACAAGAACGAAACUCGAGUCCAAGAUGAGAUACCUGCGGUUUCGUCAAUUCUAUCAACACAUGAAGCACCAAGUGAAUCAGAUAGACGUUUACUUGGACAGCAACAGCUCGGUUCAAAUAAAUCUGAGGAGCAUCGGAUGCGGCCUUUACAAGAGCCGCUUACGGAACAUCGGGUGGAAUUCUCCCCGAUGGCUGGCUCCGGGCGCCUUAAAGAACAAACUACUUAUUUGUUUGUUAAAAUGUGGAGAGGUUCGACACAGAAAGCUGGACAUGGGAUGAGUAAGGGCCCAGUCCCUCCGAGUAUGCAGUAUGGGAAAGAUGAAAUAAUUGUGAUAAAUACGAAGGAUGGGACGAAAUUGGCAUCUGCACGUAAUCGCAUCCGCUCUGCUUCGGCUUUACCUCGGGCUUGGAUGGCCACAGCGGUAGCUUGGCCACGAACUCUGAUCCCGUCGGCUUCGGCCUGUGCAAUGAGGACCUUCCGGGCUCUAUUGUGUAUGAGAAAGGUGAACAUAUUUCCCGAGUCGAGUUGGCGAUUUGGGUGUCAGCUGCGUAGCGAACGUCCAGACGAGCACGAUCACAUUCGGCCUCCUGGAGUUGGGAAAGAUAUGUGUCAGUUAAACUGCGUCGGCCAUACACUAAUAGUGACCACCCAAGCGUUCAACCAUUUCCAACAUCGCAAGGCUGUGGAUAAGUCCAUGGGUGUGGAGGAAUACCAUGGUGGACACCGGGUAAGAGAGAAUUCACUUGAGUAG
Molecule: messenger RNA, 1071 nt
Organism: Opisthorchis viverrini
Lineage: Eukaryota; Metazoa; Platyhelminthes; Trematoda; Opisthorchiida; Opisthorchiidae
Exons: 9
Coding region: 1-1071 (356 amino acids)
Source: RefSeq, a predicted model, not a curated record